Molecule: messenger RNA, 1883 nt
Organism: Phacochoerus africanus (Common warthog)
Lineage: Eukaryota; Metazoa; Chordata; Mammalia; Artiodactyla; Suidae
Gene: POLR3F
Product: RNA polymerase III subunit F
Exons: 10
Coding region: 139-1110 (323 amino acids)
Biological process (GO): transcription by RNA polymerase III
Cellular component (GO): RNA polymerase III complex
Source: RefSeq, a predicted model, not a curated record
AAGGAAGGGCCGGCUGCGACAGGAGGAGGGAGGCCCCUUGCGCCGGCCGGGCGCUAUAUUCGCGGUUCCCUUGUUCCCCGGUUCCCUUUCCCUCGGUUCUAAAAUCCCUUUCCCCCAAGGGGUGGGAACUGCGCCCUCAUGGCCGAGGUAAAGGUGAAGGUGCAGCCGCCUGAUGCAGAUCCGGUCGAAAUCGAAAACAGGAUUAUAGAAUUAUGUCACCAGUUCCCUCAUGGAAUCACAGACCAAGUAAUUCAGAAUGAAAUGCCGCACAUAGAAGCCCAGCAGCGGGCAGUGGCCAUCAAUAGAUUGUUGUCCAUGGGUCAGUUGGAUCUCUUAAGAAGCAAUACAGGCCUUCUGUAUAGAAUAAAGGACUCUCAGAAUGCUGGCCCUGUCUCAUUCUUUUUAAGUAAAAUGAAAGGAUCAGAUAAUCAAGAGAAACUAGUAUAUCAAAUCAUAGAGGAUGCAGGAAAUAAAGGAAUAUGGAGCAGAGAUAUCCGAUACAAAAGCAACUUGCCAUUGACAGAAAUUAACAAAAUUCUAAAGAAUCUAGAAAGUAAAAAGCUUAUCAAAGCUGUUAAGUCUGUGGCAGCCUCUAAAAAGAAGGUGUAUAUGCUCUAUAACCUGCAGCCGGACCGGUCUGUGACUGGAGGAGCCUGGUACAGUGACCAGGAUUUUGAAUCUGAAUUUGUAGAAGUGCUUAACCAACAGUGUUUCAAAUUCUUGCAAACCAAGGCAGAAACGGCAAGAGAAAGCAAACAGAAUCCCGUGAUCCAAAGAAAUAGUUCCUUUGCUUCAUCACAUGAAGUGUGGAAGUAUAUCUGUGAGUUGGGGAUCAGUAAGGUAGAGUUGUCCAUGGAGGACAUUGAGACCAUCUUGAAUACGCUCAUUUAUGAUGGGAAAGUGGAGAUGACCAUCAUUGCUGCAAAAGAAGGCACUGUUGGCAGUGUGGACGGGCAUAUGAAACUAUACAGGGCAGUCAACCCAAUCAUCUCUCCCACGGGAUUGGUCCGGGCCCCCUGUGGACUCUGCCCGGUAUUUGAUGACUGCCACGAAGGUGGUGAGAUUUCCCCAUCGAACUGUAUUUACAUGACAGAGUGGCUUGAAUUUUAAUAGAGAGAUACGAACUUUACUGACAUUUUGCCAAUGAAGUUACAUUGGAAGCAAGUAAUUAAUGAUGGAACAUCAGAUUCACUUCAAGGCAAACUUCCAAGAUACAGACUUAUUGCUAUGGAAAAGUAUUUUUGAAGACUAAAUUUAUGUUGGUAGUCAACAGAAUAAGCAACAGGUAAGGUUAGUAGUAAAAUCUAUCCUUCAAUAAAUCAAAUAUUUCUGGAAGACCACACUCUGAAACGUCCAAGAUUUUUGAUAAUUCACAGAAAAAGAAGCCAACAUCCCAUAUUCACCAAGUACUGUGAUAAUGACUGGAGCUUUAAAAUGCCCAUUUUAAAGUUAUUUAUUAAGGUCUUCAUUGGGAAUUUUUUAUAUAUGGCUUACUAUUGCCAUUUCUGUUUUUUUUUCUCAGUGGUUUCAUUGAGAAGAACUUAAAAGUGGUGAAGGUAGGAAUAGCAGGGGAGGACACAGCAAACUUAGAGCAUGAGUGGGGGAGAGAGGGGAACAUCCCUUUUCCAGACACUAUUGAUUCCUUUUUUAUGUCAGAACUGUUCUUUCAGAGGAUUAUGUCUCUGUACUUACCUCAAACCCAAAUGACGACCAUUGUCAAGGAAAUGUUCUCAGUGCAUAAAUAUUAUUCUUAUUCUAAAGGGAAUAUUUUUACUGCUCCUUCUUUGUUAAAGUCUUACAAGUUUCACUCUGUGGCUCAACUGUAUUAUUUGCUGGAAUUUUCCCUUAGGUUCUUAUUUAAUUAAAAUUAAAACUAAAAAUAA